Prunus avium (sweet cherry) is the source of this 3509-nucleotide messenger RNA. NCBI's taxonomy places the organism in Eukaryota, Viridiplantae, Streptophyta, Magnoliopsida, Rosales, Rosaceae. The record is from RefSeq and is a predicted model, not a curated record.
CUUAAGCAAAGUACUGGGCCGCACAUAUUUGAAUGUGGCCAAGUACCCAGUUGGAAUUCGGUCUCAUGUACAAGAUGUGAAAAAGCUUUUAGAUGUUGGUGGGAAUGGUCGUCGCAUGGUUGGGAUAUGGGGGACAUCUGGAAUAGGGAAGACAACAAUUGCAAAAGCUAUAUGGAAUGAAAUUGCCCAUAAGUUUGAAGGAAGUUGUUUCUUGCCAAAUGUUAGAGAAGGAAGCUUAGUCCAGCUACAGGAGACUCUUCUUGAUAAGCUUCUAGGCAAAAAUUUGAAAAUUGGCAAUGUUGAUGAAGGAAUCGGUGUUAUAACAGAACGGCUGAGGCAUAAAAAGAUUCUAUUAAUUCUUGACGAUGUGGACCAAUUGGAGCAGUUAGAAAACUUGGCUGGAGAUGGUUGGUUUGGUGAGGGUAGUAGAGUCAUCAUAACUACAAAAGAUAGGGGAUUGCUAGACAACCGUGAAAUUGAGUUGAUAUACAAGGUGAAGAAGUUAUAUUACAACCAAGCUCUUGAGCUUUUGAGUUGGCAUGCAUUUGGAAGAAGUGAACCUCCAGAAGAUUAUUUGGAACUCGCACAACGUGCAAUAGCUUUUGCUGAUGGCCUUCCACUAGCCCUAGCAAUUUUAGGUUCUCAUCUUCGUAAUAGAGGAAUACGACGUUGGCAAGUUAUAUUAGAUGAUUACAAAGGAGAACCUUAUACACAUAUUGAAAGAAUACUUCAAAAAAGUUAUGAUGCCUUGGAUCAUCGCGCAAAAGAAUAUUUUCUUGACAUUGCAUGUUUCUUUAAAGGUGAAUAUGAGGACUAUGUGCUACGAAUAGUACCCAAAAUAUUCAUUGAAGAAUUCGUUGAUAAGGCAUUGAUAACUAUUGAAGGGAGAAUGAUUUUAAUGCACGACUUGCUAGCAAACUUGGGCAAGGAUAUAGUUCACAAAGAAUCCCCCAAUGAUCCUGGCCAGCGUAGUAGAUUGUGGUUUUACAAGGAUGUCAAGCUAGUUCUAACGGAAAAUACAGGAACAAGAAAUAUUAAAGGCAUCAUGGUGAAGCUUCCGAAAGCAGCUAAGAUAACUUUGAAUCCAGAAUGCUUCCGUAAUAUGGUGAAUCUUAAAAUUUUUAUAAACCAUAAUGCAUCUCUAUGUGGGGACAUUAACUAUCUGCCCAACGUGUUAAGAUGGAUUGAUUGGGAUGGAUAUCAGUUACAAUCUUUGCCACCCAAUUUUCAAGGAAAUCAUCUUGUUAAGUUCAAAAUGUCUCGCAGUCAUAUCAGACAAUUGGAGGGAUUUAAGGUAUGUAUUCAAAAAAUACUUCGAAAAAGUUAUGAUGCCUUGGAAAAUUCUGUGCAACAAGUUUUUCUAGACAUUGCAUGUUUUUUCAAAGGUGAAGCUAAGGACUAUGUGCUACAAAUAGUAAGCAAUUCUAAGAACAAGGUCUCCCGAGAUUGUAUUGAAGUACUCAUUGAGAAGGCAAUGAUAACUAUUGACUAUGGUGGGAUUCAGAUGCAUGACUUACUAGAAAAACUGGGCAAGGAUAUAGUUCAUGAAGAAUCCCCCAAUGAUCCCGGCAAGCGUAGUAGAUUGUGGUUUUACGAGGAUGUUGAACAAGUUCUAACGGAAAGUACAGGAACAAGAAAUAUUAAAGGCAUCAUGGUGAAGCUUCCAUACCCAACUGAGAUAACCUUAAAUCCAGAAUGCUUCCGUGAUAUGGUAAAUCUUGAAAUUUUCAUAAACCGUAAUGCAUCUCUAUGUGGGCACAUUAACAAUCUGCCCAACGCCUUAAGAUUUAUUAAUUGGGAUAGAUGUCAGUUACAAUCUUUGCCACCCAAUUUUCAAGGAAAUCAUCUUGUUGAGUUCAAUAUGCCUCGAAGUCAUAUCAGACAAUUGGAAGGAUUUAACUUUAAGCAUUCGCCAAAUCUGACAAUUAUGAAUUUGAAGGGUUGUCAAUUCUUAGAAAAAAUCCCUGACUUAUCUGGAAUCCCAAACAUAAAGUACUUGAAUCUAAGCAUGUGCACACGUUUGGUUGAGGUUGAUGGUUCUGUUGGAUUUCUUGAUAAACUUGUUGAAUUGGAUCUUUCUGGAUGCGUUAAGCUUAUGAGGUUUGGAACAACACUUAGACUGAAAUCUCUUGAAGAACUUGAUCUUAGUGAUUGCGGAAGGCUUGAGAGUUUCCCGAAAAUAGAAGUCAAGAUGGAAUCACUACGGAGUUUGGACAUAUCAGGAAGUGGCGUAAGAGAAUUGCCUUCACCAAUUGGAUAUCUUACUGGUCUUGAAACAUUACACGCUGAUUAUUGUGAGGACCUUACAGUUACGGUGAACUCCGAAUUGCUUCCCAACCUAUAUCAAUUUAGUCUCAUGGGAUGCAAUCUAUCAAAAAUUAAUUUCCUCCUGCUCCUUGAUUGCUGGUCCACAGUAACAGAACUUUAUCUAUCGGGAAACAAUUUUGUCAAUCUUCCGAUAUCCUUUAGCAAAUUUGUCAACUUGCUGAAUCUUUACUUGAAUGAUUGCAAGAGUCUUCUGGAAAUUCCAGAACAAGUGCUUCCACGAAGAAUAGAAUCCGUAUUGCUGGAUAACUGCACAUCAUUGGAAAAAAUUCCAAAACUGGCUGGGGUAUUCUUGGAUAACUGCACACCAUUGGAGAAAAUUCCAGAAAUCUCAUCGGUGAAUCACAAAUUUAAUCUGAGUUUGGCCAAUUGCGUUAGACUACGCGGCUACGACAUCACAGAAAAUAUUUUUCUGAAUCAGGCUUCUGUUUCUUCUCCGCAUUCUCAUUUCCACAUUAAUCUUCCAGGCGAUGCAGUUCCAAAGUGGUUCAGCUGUUGUAAAGAUACACCUUAUUCUUCUAGAUGUGAAGUUAGUUUUGAAAUUCCUCCAAAUUUAAAAGGGGAGACAUUAAGAUUGGUUCUGUGUGUUGUUACUCGUGGUACUGCCAAGAUUCUUCUCAAUGGAAAACUCGUCAAUGAGAUAGGGAUUGGAUCAUAUGAUAAAUUCGAUCGUAUUGGAUUCCUGGAAAGUCAUAUGUGCCUCGCGUCUAUUCCAUUAUUGGAUUGGCGAAAGGCGUACGUGCUUAAAGAACCACUGACAAAGCAGGGUAAUACGUGUCAAGUUAUAUUUAACUUUUCAGGCAAUAUGCCCACACUCGUUAAAAUUCCCUACGGGGUCCACCUAUUAGGCCACCAGGUUGUUGAUCAUGGGCCAAUGCAGUUGUUGUUACCUGAUGUGAUGGCAGUGGACGAUGAUAUUUAUGAUGAUCAACACCAAGACUGCGAAUUGCUUUCCUUGUCUUUAGCAUCAAAGACUAAUCUUGGCAAGAGGCCUCGCCAAUCAGAUUACAUGGCACUUCACGAUGAUCAUCGUGCUAACGUCGUCGACAUUGGUGAUCAUGAAGCUCAAUGGCUUACCUUGUUUACGGGACCAGCGGAUCACCAAAAGAGGAGGCACAUUGAUCUCAAUGAGGAGCCAAAGUAUGUAAAUUCAUUAAAUUUUGAAUGAUAUCUUUGCAUUUUCU